This is a messenger RNA of Cylindrotheca closterium, 2337 nucleotides long. The record is from the annotation of a GenBank genome assembly. NCBI's taxonomy places the organism in Eukaryota, Bacillariophyta, Bacillariophyceae, Bacillariales, Bacillariaceae.
AUGGCCGCCGCAAUUCCUGUUUUUACGAUCUAUGAUGCCAUGAUUUUAUGUCAAAUCCCUGACACUGGGAAUUUCCAAGGACAAACUGACGCUCAACGUAUGGCAGAAGAGCUCUUUGACAACAAUUUUGGCACUGCCAUGACCAAGUCAAUCAAGCAGGUCAACAUGGACCUUGCAACGCUUGCAUCCUUGACCGCUGUGCAAGGACGAAUUGUGUCAAGACCAAGGGCUCAAGACCGAAUCAGAGCAUUUGUACAGUGGGUUCGCGAUGAAAUUCGGAUGGGCAGGAAUCCUGCACAACACCCUUUCCCAGCUGGAGAUACAUCUACUCUGCUGCAGCGAUUGAACUUCCAUCAAAAGUAUGUCAAAGAUUCUAAAACUUUAAUUGACAAUACGGUUCCACCCAAGUGGAGCAAAGAACAACAAUGGAAGCAAUGGGUCAAGCUGCUCCGUGACCACCUCCGCGCAUAUAUCGGUGUCAAUGGCAUCCCCCUUGUUUAUGUGGUCCGCGAGAAUGCAGCUCAAGACCCAACACCACAAGACGAUUUUCUUGACAAUUACAUCAACAUGGCUCUACUUGUUGGAACCGCCUUUAUUGUGGAUAACAAACAGGUGUUGGCUCUGCUGAACAAAUUUAUCAUGGGUUGUUCUGAAGCUGAAAUGGUAAUACAGGCGCUCAAUACUACUACUGAUGAUAGAGCUGCUUUCUUUGCAUUGAAGGCAUUUUAUGAAGGAGAAAAAUGUCCAGCUAUGUACUGGCAGAAAUUUGAACAAAUAUUAAAUAAUGCCUAUGCAACCAUGCAUCACGAAUACGGACGUGUAAUGUAUACUGACAUUAUGAAGCUACAAUCUCUCCAACAAAGAAUCAAAGCUGACUUCUUGUCACAGACAAAAGCGGCAAUUGAAGCUAACAUGCAUGCUAUUCCCAUGACUAUGUCAUAUGAUCAAGCCAUGCGAAUGUACCGUUCCAAGGUGUCAGAAAAAUUCCCUCCAGCUUCCGUAGCUGCCGUUGCUUGGGGGCGACACGUCAGAGAGAACAAUCGAAACACACGUGGGGGAGGACGUGGCGGCGGACGUGGACAAGGUGGUCGCAACCACCACAACAAUUCCCGCAAUAACCGCCGUUACAAUGGAAAUCGUCAACAACAUCCGGACGAACGCAAUAUCACUUUGAGUGAUGGAAAAGUCAUCAAGUACCAUCCGAGUUACAACUUUUCUUGUGAACACUUGGACCUGAUGACACAAGACCAACGCAAUACAAUGACGGCUGAAAGGACAGCUUAUCGCAAUCAAAACAAAAAUAACCAGGACAAUGCUAGUACCAACGAGAAUACAAGAAAUAUAGCCGCACUGAAUUCUCUGGUUGGAGAUUUGACCAACCGUUUGACUGUACCAACCGAAAUCACACAAGAUACUGCUGAUACUCAAAUCUCCCAAGUCACUACUGGCACCAACGGGCGCUCCAUUAUUGGAGGACGUCUACAACAAGCCCAACAGCGCCAAAAUGGAGGAAGUGGGACAACGCAAAGACUUGGUGUCCAAGAACCUGUGGCUGGCACUUACGCCGACAAUGAAAUGGACACAAACGCUGACACUUGUUGCUUGAGCAGCAAUUUCAUCAUUACUGCUUACACACAACGCUCAGCGGAUGUGUACGCUUAUGAUUCAACUCUACCGCCAAUGCAUGUUCCAAUUGUUUCAGGGGCGACAGCAUAUGAUUGUCCAGAAACCGGUUCUACUUUUAUUUUGAUCAUAAACGAAGCGCUCUACUAUGGAAACAAGUUGGACCACUCCUUGUUCAACCCAAAUCAGAUUCAAAGUUACGGUACUCCUCUUUGGAACAACCCAUACAAUGAUGUGCAUGAAAUUGGGAUUGAGGCUACGGACUUGUUCACACCACUACUAUCAAGGGGCACCAAGCUACUCUUUGGCACACGUGCUCCCACUAAGCAGGAACUUGAAAAGUGCCAUCAUAAUGAGCUCACAAGUAAAGUGCCAUGGGAGCCGUCAACUGUACAACUUGGGAAACUCUCAACGCGACGAAAUAUUCCUUUUGAAGAUCCACGAUCAAAUGAAUCUGAAAUGCGCAGUUUAGAUCCUGUGCAACACAACUUACAACAAUGGCGUGUUGUACAACAAAUCAAUGCAACUGCUGAUAGGUUUCAAGAUGUUCCAGUCCGGCCAUCAUUUGUAUCAACUGAACGGCACUCCAAAGUCACCGCAGAGAAUCUUUCUGAACGCUUGGGAAUCAGCAUUGGUCAAGCAAGAGCUACAUUAAACAUAACCCUGCAACGUGGAACCAGAUCAGCUAUUAUGCCACUUGCAAGGACAUAUUGA